Molecule: messenger RNA, 2003 nt
Organism: Diorhabda sublineata
Lineage: Eukaryota; Metazoa; Arthropoda; Insecta; Coleoptera; Chrysomelidae
Product: superoxide dismutase [Cu-Zn]-like
Exons: 2
Coding region: 54-572 (172 amino acids)
Biological process (GO): removal of superoxide radicals
Molecular function (GO): superoxide dismutase activity; copper ion binding
Source: RefSeq, a predicted model, not a curated record
UCGACAUUCAUUUCGUGAUAUACAUCGUAAAGAAAAUACAUUGUCACAGAAAAAUGUUUAAAUUAUUAGUAUUUGCUGCCUUACUCACUGUCGCCUAUUCUCAAAGGCAGGCUGUUGCUUACCUAGCUGAUCCAGAGGGUAAAAGUGGAGUUAAUGGUAAUAUUACUUUUUAUGAAACCCCAUUUGGAGUAUUUGUUGUUGGAGAAGUUCAUGGUUUGACUCCAGGAAAACAUGGUUUCCAUAUUCACGAGUAUGGAAAUAUAAGCCCUGGCUGUAAAGCAAUGGGAAGUCACUACAACCCUUACAAUAUGACUCACGGUGGUCCAAAUGAUAAAAUUCGUCAUGUUGGAGAUCUUGGUAAUAUCGAAGCAGACAACAACGGCAUCGCGUUCGUAAAUAUGAUGGAUCGAGUAAUAGCACUACGUGGUGUCAAUGACAUUGUUGGUAGAGGAGUUGUUGUCCACAAUACAACUGAUGAUCUUGGAAAAGGUGGUGACGAAGAAUCACUUAAAACUGGAAAUGCCGGAUCGCGCCUCGCGUGUGGUGUAGUCGGAAAAAAUUCUAAUUUCUAGUUACCUUAUAGUAUAUCAGAUAAUUUUAUUUAUUUCAUUUUUCGAAUAUGUUGUAAUAUAUUCUUUACUCGUAUAUAAUUCGUUUUUUUAUUAUCAUGAAAUGUGAAAAAUAAAUUAUUUUUGCAAGCUCCGGUACGAUGCAGUAUCUUAAAAACAUGAAAAACUGCUUUAUCAACUUUGUUUUUGAAAAUAUAUAAAAGCGCAUCUUAGAUAAUUCAACAUUCAUUCAGUGAGAUAUAUCAGUCAGUAAUUACGUUAGAUUGCACUUCAUUUUGAAAAAAUGUUGAAGUUAUUAGUAUUUGCUGCCUUACUCACAGUAGCCUACUCUCAAAAAAGUGCUGUAGCUUACUUAACCGAUCCGAAUGGAAUUAGUGGCGUUACUGGAAAUAUUACUUUCACUGAAACAGCUUUAGGAGUUCUAGUUAAUGGAGAAGUACAUGGUUUGACUCCUGGACAACAUGGUUUUCAUAUACAUGAAUUUGGAAAUAUCAGUCCUGGCUGCUUAGGUAUUGAAAAUCAUCGUUUUUUUACACUUGUGACUCGUCUAUAAUUUUGUUUUUUCAUCUCAUUGAACAACCCACACUUCUAAUUGACAAUUUUCACUCAAUGGGAAUGAUUUUAAAUGGAUUUAAAUGUAUUGUCUAAUCUAUCGACUUCAAGGAUUUAUCCUUGUUCUUGAAGUAAUAAAUUCAUCCAUCACGUUUAUAUAUGAUUGAAAUACAUUUUAUUAACAAAACAUAAUUAAUAAUCUAAGUACAUCCACAAAUUUUAUGUAUGUAAAAUUUAUGAAUUUAGUCCUUUGGAUACUAAAUUAGAAGGAAUCGUUUUCUUGUAAUACUAAUUAAUCACGGAAUCAAACCCUUCACUAUCGAAAUGAUAUAGCUUUCCUUUUUUAUUCAUUGAAUUUUUUUGAAAUUUAAAACUACAAAACUUUUUUCAACCUAGCUCGUUUUUGUUAUAUUUUCUUUAUUCUUAUGCAUUGCAUCCUCCUUUUUUCCACGUUUAUGUUAUAAUUAUUCAAUUAUAAAUUGAAUUAAUUAAUAUACUUUCAUUUUAUGAAUUUUUCUGUUUGCAAUAUUCAUCUUUUUGGUUUCAUAUGCCUGAACCAAUUGAAUUUUAUAAUUUUUAAGUUUCUAUUUUUGUUAUAUUUUAGAUUCCACCAUUUCUUUUGCUACUCCACAUAAUUUUGUCUCCCCGUUCUUCGCGAGUAUUUUAUUUUAAUGCACAUAUGUGACGUGUACUGGAGAUACUUUCCCGAAACUAAUUUUGCAAAGAAAUGAUUGUUUUUUACAAAAAAUUGCGUUUCCAUUUUCUAUCUGUCCCAAAUGGCAUAUUCCAUUUAAACAAAAAAUGUCUUUUCAAAAUUUUAUUUUCUGAAGAAAUGGAUUUUCCACUUUCUACUUACAAAUUCUAUUAAAAAAAAAACAAAAA